Fusarium mangiferae is the source of this 456-nucleotide messenger RNA. RefSeq lists its product as uncharacterized. Gene Ontology annotation, molecular function: protein binding. The transcript is spliced from 2 exons. Gene Ontology annotation, cellular component: nucleus; cytoplasm. The record is from RefSeq and is a predicted model, not a curated record. The coding region runs from base 1 to 456 and encodes 151 amino acids. Lineage: Eukaryota; Fungi; Ascomycota; Sordariomycetes; Hypocreales; Nectriaceae.
AUGCUCACCAGCCAUCAUAUCCGAACGAACGUCUUCACAGCUGGAGCCGAUGUUAAUGCUGCUGCUGCUGGGGGUUAUAGAGGACAGACAGCGCUCCAAGCAGCCGCUGGGGGUGGCUAUCUAGAGGUUAUUGAAAAGCUACUUGCAGCUGGAGCUGAUGUCAAUGCCGCUGCUGGCGGUUAUAGAGGACAGACAGAGCUCCAAGCAGCCGCUGAGCGAGGUUAUCUAGAGGUUAUUGAAAAACUACUAGCAGCGGGAGCCGAUGUCGAUGCCGCUGCAGGUGAUGAUGGACUGACGGCGCUCCAAUUAGCCUCUAGGGCAGGUGAUCUGGAGAUUAUCGAGAAGCUAAUGGCAGCUGGAACCAAGCACUCUCGAGCGGCAUUCCUCAAAGCAAGCGAUAACCGCCCUGACUCCAGUCUCAUUGGACGUCGCCUGGGAUACAUCGGACAGCGGUGA